This is a messenger RNA of Bemisia tabaci, 1944 nucleotides long. RefSeq lists its product as uncharacterized. The record is from RefSeq and is a predicted model, not a curated record. Lineage: Eukaryota; Metazoa; Arthropoda; Insecta; Hemiptera; Aleyrodidae.
AACUUUGUUACGACCCCCUAUUCGUGAGUCCACGUCCUUGACGCAGGGUAUGGAACUGAGAAAUUCUUAAGGAAUGGAUUUUUGGACGCUCAUUACAAGUUAUGUGUGCAGUGUGACUUCCUUAGUUUCAACUCCAAAUGGAUGUCAUGUUCAACCUCCAUCUGCAAUCAAACAUGUUGAUAACCAGGUGCAGAUCGUUCCGUUCGUGCAAGAGACGGGCUCCUACCUCCCACUGGCCAUUCAAAUCUGCUCGAACGUGGUCGAUCAGACCCUCAACUCGCAAAUGAAACAGAUUGUCUACGACUCGUUCGUAUCGAAAGAGCUGAGCUCCGCGCCACCGACCACUCUUGUCGACGACGCGCGCGCAGAACCUGACACGGGAGCACCCGCCACCGUUUCAACUCAUUCCAAAACGAACAGUUCCGUCGCGGCGCCCGGUUCCCCACAGCAGAGGUCCCUUUCGACCCCAGUUGAAAAGGACGCCUCGCAACCGAGGCUUGUUUCAGAUGAUACUCAAGCUUCGCAGUUCCAAGUUGAAACCGAGACCUCACAAACGGCUUCUUGUUCGGAUCUGGUGGAAACGGAGCCCCCGCGGGUGGAAGCCUUUUCCGAUUCCGACGAAAAAGAGACUCCUCAGGCGAGACCUUUCUCGACUCCGGUCGAAUCCGAUACGCCGCAACCGAGACCUCUCUCGACUCCGGUCGAAACCAAAGCUCCGCAGCCGAGACCCUUUCCGAUCCCAGUCGAAUCCGAUAUGCCGCAACUGAGACCCUUUUCGCCCCAUGUCGAAUCCGAUACGCCGCAACCGAGACCUCUCUCGACUCCAGUCGAAACCAAAGACCCGCAGCCGAGACCCUUUCCGAUCCCAGUCGAAUCCAAUAUGCCGCAACUGAGACCCUUUUCGUCCCCUGUCGAAUCCGAUACGCCGCAACCGAGACCUCUCUCGGCUCCAGUCGAAACCAAAGCCCCGCAGCCGAGACCCUUUCCGAUCCCAGUCGAAUCCGAUAUGCCGCAACUGAGACCCUUUUCGCCCCCUGUCGAAUCCGAUACGCCGCAACCGAGACCUCUCUCGACUCCAGUCGAAACCAAAGCCUCGCAGCUGAGGGAAAUUCCGACUCCACUCGGAACAAAAACCCCGCAGCCGAGACCUUUUUCUCUACCAGGCGCGAUGGAGACCCCACUACCGAGACCAGUCGAGACCGGGUACUUGCAGUCCGGGACCUCUUCAACCUCGGUCGAAAGCGAGACCUCUACGGAGUCGGGAAAUUUCGAGCUGCUGCGGGCCAAGUACGAGUCCCAGUUGAAACGGAUCAUGGUGUCGGAGCUGUUCGACGCGGAGAGAGCGCCAGUGGAGGAGGGACUGCUCUUCAAGAGCGACGCGGGAGCGGGGGUCGUGUCCAACGAGCUGGACUCUCUACCGGGCUCGAAGGAGGACCCCAACUACUGGCAGCCGGACGUCGAUAGGCUCUUGGAUUCCAUCAAAGUCGCCGAGAUGUUCCGGCAAAUCUCGCCGGAGCUGCUGUGGCUCGGGGAGCUGAGGGAUCAUCUCAUAAGUGAAGCCAUCCACAAAAGACUCAGGAACACCUCCGGAUUAUCGAGCGAUGUGAUUCAGUUUUUGUACCAAAUUGAUAACGUCAACGCCAGGGAUCAAACUUUAAUCAUCCUCAGGAAAAUCCUACAGACCGGAGAUAUCACCGAGCAGAAAACGGUGGAACUCGCCCAGAGGAUACUCGGCCUGCUCGACUCCCCGCGCAGUAGAUUGUCGCAAAUAAUCGCACGCUGCACCUCCAUCCGUUACUCAUAGGAUUCCUUUAGUGAAUAUUAGGACUUUGGUAAUUUUAAAGAAAUGCAAUAUUGGUUAAAAAUGUGUUUGCACGUUUCUUCUUAUUGCAGGUAGAUCUUUUAGAGAUAUUCCAAUAAAAAAACAAUUCAACGAUCCUUUCA